AUGGGACAGCGGUUACCCUGGCAGGUGAAAUGGGGGUUCUUGCGUUCGGGUGGACUCGGCGAUCUUCGGACGUGUUCGUGUAUGUUCGGGUGGCGUCGGGGGUGUUCGCUGGACGGUGUGAGCAAGUUUUUGCGCAAUGGAGUGUCAGACAAGGACGAUAGUUCGCCUUACUUCGAACAGUCUCUGUAUGAGGCUGAGGUGGACGAGAAUGAAGAGAUCGACACAGCAGUGCUGGCCGUCACUGCAGCUACAGCGAAUAAUGCGACGAAUAUUCGAUACGAGAUUACAGGCGGUAACGUAGCCGGAGUGUUCAACAUAGACCAAGAUGGCGUGUUGAGGGUAGCGGGUCCUAUAGACUACGAGACGAAGAAACAGUAUGACCUGCGAAUAGUCGCUUCGCACAACACGAGUGCCAGUUACACAUCUGUGGCAGUAAAAGUCAGAGACUCCAAUGACAACCCACCGGUUUUUGAGCGACCCGCCUACAAGACACAGAUCACCGAGGAAGAUGACCGAAACCUGCCCAAGAGAGUGCUUAAGGUGGUAGCAACCGAUGGCGACCUAGACAGACCACAGAACAUAGUGUACUCUCUGACAGGACAAGGUAUUGACCCUGACAACCCAUCAAACAGCAAGUUCACCAUAGACAAGCGGUCUGGGGAGAUAUUUGUGUUAAAGCCUCUGGACAGGGAUCAGCCCAGAGGUAGACCAGCCUGGAAGUUCACAGUGUUCGCUCAGGACGAGGGUGGUGAGGGUCUGGUUGGUUUCGCCGAUGUCCAAGUCAACUUGAAGGACAUCAAUGAUAACGCACCGGCAUUUCCUAGCAGCAUAUGCUAUGGCAACAUCACUGAAAACGGCGAAGCAGGUGCAGUUGUGAUGACUAUGACUGCCAUAGACCACGACGACCCCAUGGAAGGUACAAACGCCAAGCUGAGAUACUCUAUAGAGAAGAACGUGAUAGAGGAGGAGACGGGAGCUCCCAUCUUCGACAUCGAGGCAGACACCGGGACUAUCAGGACUGCGGUGUGCUGCCUGGACCGAGAGAGGACGCCGGACUACGCGGUACAGGUGGUGGCCUCGGACGGUGGCGGGAAAAAAGGGACGGGAACUGCCUCUAUUCGUGUGACUGAUGUUAACGACCGACCACCCCAGUUCACCAAGGAUGAGUGGGUGACGGAGGUCCUGGAAACCAACGGAACAACACUGCCUUCUGAGCCCAUCCUUACCGUUACUGUACUGGACGAGGACGAACAGAACGACUUCCACUACAAGGUUAUAGAAAACAGUGGUUUUGGUGCGGACAAGUUUUCUAUGGUUCGAAACCCAGACGGUACCGGGUCAUUACUUGUAACCCAACCUUUGGACUAUGAAGAUACACUUCACAAAAACGGGUUUAGAUUCAGAAUACAGGUCAACGAUCAGGGUGUGAAAGGAGAGGCGGACAAGCUUCACACGGCGUACUCGUGGGUGGUCGUCAAGCUCAAGGACAUCAACGACAAUUAUCCACAAUUUGAGAGAAGCCAUAUUGAGGUCGCCAUUGACGAGGAUGCCGAGGUUGGCAGUCCUCUCGAGGUCUUUAGAGCUAAGGAUCCGGACCAGGGGAGCAAUGGGAAGGUAGUAUACAACAUAGACCGAGCGACUGACAGGAAACGAAACUUCCGCAUCAGCCAGGAUGGAACAGUUUAUAUACAAAGAACCUUGGACAGAGAAGAGAAGACUAACUUUACACUACGUAUUCUGGCUGCUGACGAAGGUAGCCCAGCUCGGACCUCCACAGCAGCCAUGACUGUCCUGGUGUCAGAUGUCAAUGAUAACGCCCCAGUGUUAGCUCACCAGUACAGACCAGUCAUCAUGGAGGGGGAGCCCAGCAGUAAGGUAGUGGAGCUGGUGGCUCAGGAUGCAGACGACGCUACGAGAGGCAAUGGUCCUCCUUUUGUCUUUUCCAUUGAUCCUGUGGCAGACGAUGUCCUCAAGGCCUCCUUUAAAGUAGAGAACAUUCCAAGAGGAGCCGGCGGCAAUGGGACUGGGGUUGUUUGGUCCACUCGCGCUCUGGACAGAGAAGAACGCAAGGAGUACCUCGUCCCCAUCGUGAUCCGUGACUCUGGUAGACCUCAGAUGACCGGAACAAGCACCCUGACUGUCAUUGUAGGAGAUGUCAACGACAACCCUAUGUUCGGGGGAAGAAAACACAUCUUCGUCUACAACUACAUGGGACAGAUACCUGACACAGCGAUAGGACGGGUCCACGUGGAGGAUCUGGACGACUGGGACAUUCCGGACAAGAUGUUCUACUGGGACUCAAGUGAACACGUCAGGUUUCGCCUCAAUGAAGACACUGGCAUGAUCACCAUCCGACAAGGCACUCCUGACGGACGGUACAUUCUAAGAUUCAAGGUGUACGACCGGAGACAUACCAGGACAGAGGUAUUUUGCAACGUAACGGUGACAGUGAAGGAACUACCACAUCAAGCCGUGCUCAAGUCUGCCUCUCUAAUGAUCACUGGCCUAACAGAUGAACAGUUUAUUGCGGAAGAUCACAAUGUUUCUCAAGGUGGUAGCAAAGCCAGCCGGCUCCGUGAGAAGCUCGCUGACCACCUAAGGCUGGAGGUGCGGCAAGUCGAUAUCUUCAGUGUGCAGACCGUAAAAGGAUCUCCUCCAAUGACAGAUGUGCGGUUUUCAGCACACGGUGCGAGAUAUUACAGUCCAGUCAGACUACAAGCCGUCCUUCUGCUCAAUAGAGUUCAGAUAGAGGAGACUGUCGGUAUCAAUAUAACAAUGGUGGGGGUUGACCGGUGUUUGUCAGAGACUCAAUGUCCUGACUCCUGCACAAACACACUUAGUGUGAGUCACGAGCCUUCUCUAGUCAACGCCAACCGUACAGCAUUGGUAGGAGUUCAGGUAACAACAGUUCCGAGAUGUACUUGUGGAGCAAGGGACUACAAUGUGCCUGUCAGCUGCAAGAACAAACCUUGUCUGAAUGGAGGGAAAUGCUCCCAGCUGAAAACAACUGUUAGCUGUUCCUGUCCGUUGAGCUACACGGGCCCGCGCUGUCAGCAGACGACGCGCAGUUUUCGCGGGGACGGCUGGGCGUGGUAUCCCUCUCUGCAGUCUUGCCACGAGUCACAUCUCUCUGUAGAGUUUAUCACUGACCAUGAAAACGGUCUCAUCCUGUACGAUGGUCCUGUCACCCCUCCUAGACCUGGACAAGACGUAGUCUCUGACUUUAUAUCACUAGAAAUAGCAAGAGGACAGCCAAGACUCUUAGUAGAUUUUGGGUCAGGCACUCUUGAGCUAAAAGUUAAAACACGAGCGAGUUUAGCAGAUGGACGAUGGCAUCGUCUGGACGUUUUUUGGGAUAAAGAGUUCGUACGCAUUAUGGUGGAUCUAUGCAAGACAGCUGAUAUAACUGAAACUGAAAACGACACCAGAAUAGACAUCGACGACACUAGCUGUCAGUCCAACGGAACUAUGCCGCCAUUUCACGAACACCUCAACGUUAAUUAUCCGUUGCAGGUUGGUGGGCGCCAUACCCUGGGUGUAGACCCCGUCACCUACCAUUGGCACCACGCUCCCUUAGCCACGGGCUUCCAUGGCUGUAUCAAAAACUUGGUAUUUAAUACUCAGAUGUACGACCUAGCUCAGCCAGGGUAUUCCAAGAACAGUGUUGGAGGCUGUCCUCAAGUGGAAGACUCGUGUGUCAGGCAGGAUCCUACGCUGCGGUGUUGGGACAGAGGUCAAUGUACAGGCAGUCUUUCAGGAGGAGACGCCAAGUGUGAAUGUCUCCCAGGCUACAGCGGUAGAGUUUGUACCCACGCCACAACCCCCACCACCUUCCUCCCCCAGAGUUACGUCAAGUUUGCCCUCUCCUUCGACCCCGACCACUUCCACACCGAGAUACAGCUGAGGUUUCGUUCCAGAGAGAGUUCUGGGGAACUCUUUCGAGUCAGUGAUCAACACGCCCGAGUCUACGCUAUUUUGGAGUUGGCAAACAAUAGACUGCAGUUUCGAUAUAACCUCAACAAGUUGACAGUCGAAGAAAGAUGUCUACAGCUGUAUUGGGUCGAGGUUACUGACGGUCAGUGGCACGUCGUCACUGCGGUGAGGUGGGGGAGUAUGGCGGAGUUGAGACUAGAUGGAGGGGAGGGCAGACGACACAACGAGACGUUUGUUUUGGCGGGACCGCAGUGGCUCCUAGUUGACAAACAGGAGGGAGUCUACGCCGGAGGGAAAGCGGAGCACACAGGAGUCAGAACAUUCGAAGUGCUAGCUGACUUUCACACAGGCUGCAUCGACGACAUAAGACUGAACGGGUUCUACCUGCCCCUGCCACCCUCAGUGAACGGGACCCAGUGGGGCCAAGCCACCAUGGCUCGCCACCUCGGCCGUGACUGUCCUUCCAGCAACUCGUGUGCCAGCGCCACCUGCCAAGAGCCGUUCUCCUGUGUCGACCUCUGGAACGACUACGAAUGCUCUUGCGGAGAAGGUCGCAGCAUCUCGACUGACGGCAAGUCAUGUGUGGACCGCAACGAGUGUCUGGAGUCCCCUUGUCAGAACGGCGGAGUGUGUGUCAACCAAGAGCCGAGGUCUCGGUACCGCUGCGUGUGUCUGGACGGGUUCUGGGGAGACCACUGUGAGAUGGUACAGGAGCCGCAGACUAUGAAGUUGGGGCUGGGAGCUCUCGUCACUAUCCUGGGCUGUCUGCUUAUAAUACUGGUGAUCGUUCUGGCCCUGGUGAUGUACAACAGACGACGAGACGAGCCUGUCAAGAAGCCGCGACCUGAGGAUGACAUCAGAGAGAACAUCAUCAGCUACAAUGAUGAGGGAGGGGGAGAGGAUGAUAUGACGGCGUUCAACCGAAGCACAAUGAAGAUGGACAUUCACUGCAACGAGAAACAGACUAUAACGAUGGUUGAACUUCCCCCACUAGAGGCAGUAAAACAGUUCGAAGCAGAACACACUCUUUUGGCUUUUGAUGACUUCAGAACGUUCACUGAGGAAGGCUCUGGGAGUCUGGCUAGUUCUCUCUCUUCUCUUGCAACUGAAACGGAGUUUAAACAACGAGAGUGCAAUCUGUCUGAACAACAAGCUCUAAAGUUUCAUAGAAUAGCUGAAAUAUAUUUGAAAAGAGAUAAAGCUUCCUAGCUAGACUUUACUGUGCACGUGUGAAGUUUAAAUAAAACAACGAGUUGUAAAAUUUAGAAAUAUUAUAAUUUUAAAUUUAUGGAAAAAGAGUCGUAAGCGAAAAUGGUGCACAUUGACAACGUGUAUUUGUUUAACCUAACAAAUUGGCUCCUGCAAAUGUAAAUAUGUUUACUUAUAAUUACCGACUCUAUUGGAUCGAAAUUUGAAUAUAAUGUACCUGUAAACGACGUAGUUUCGUUGCAGUAAGGUUGUAGAUUGCCAGUUACGUGAUAUUAUUUGCACUAUAAUACUCAUUUUAUUUUAAUACAGAUUGUGCUUGGUAACAAAUAAAUUCACUUGAUUGAAACAAGUUUACUAAUAUAGUUUUUUUUUGUGAAAAUAAGCUAUUCAUUUUAACACUUUGUAAAUUACAGCUUACACACGAAGUAAUAACUCUUUAGAAAUACACAGUGUUUUGAAUUGUCUUCUUUUUACAUACGGAUGAAGUGACAUACUCCAAAACGUAUCAUAUAAGAAUAAAUAUUUAUACCAGCACUGUUUUCUACGGUUUGGUACUUUCCAAUUUCUUGUCUAACGUUCUCAACUUAUGUUUAUUGUAAAUAUGUAUAUAUGGACAAGACUUUUUUACAAUGGAACACGUUCGAUGUGCCUUUCCAUAAUCGUUUUAGUUUUGUGGAUGUUUCUAAUUUUAUUUUAAACAUUAAAAGAAAUUACUUCUAUGUAUUGAAUUGUAAAUUAUUCUCAUGCAAAGCAUGAAAAAUGUAAAUGAUAAUGUGUAAGGUUUUUUACAAUAAAGUUCUAAAAAUAAAAACUCCUAGUAAAAUUGGAGCUUAGUAUAAAAAUCAACUCUAAAAGGUUUAUCCAGAUAUACCGUGUGAAUCCAUGCAAACGUAACAUACGUAAUAGACAUCCAACCAACUCGAUGUUAAUACAUUGCUCAAAGCAUAGAGUCAUUCCACUUAACUUACAUUUCAAAUGCAAACAUGUUUUGUUUCUAUUUAAGAGUGACCGAGUCACUAAUGUUUCGAAAUAACUGUGAUACUUGUAAUAUAUCGUAGGAUUUUGUUUAUGAUUAGAUAGUUUAUAUUGAUUCGUAAUGGUUUUGUUAUUAUUGAA
Molecule: messenger RNA, 6258 nt
Organism: Macrosteles quadrilineatus (aster leafhopper)
Lineage: Eukaryota; Metazoa; Arthropoda; Insecta; Hemiptera; Cicadellidae
Product: neural-cadherin-like
Exons: 32
Coding region: 1-5142 (1713 amino acids)
Biological process (GO): homophilic cell-cell adhesion
Cellular component (GO): catenin complex; plasma membrane
Molecular function (GO): cadherin binding; calcium ion binding
Source: RefSeq, a predicted model, not a curated record